Oryctolagus cuniculus (rabbit) is the source of this 10161-nucleotide messenger RNA. The record is from RefSeq and is a predicted model, not a curated record. Lineage: Eukaryota; Metazoa; Chordata; Mammalia; Lagomorpha; Leporidae.
CCAACCGGUGUGUGACGCUGUUUGGGAGGCUGGGAUGGUGCCCCUUACCUGAUAGAGUUAAUCUUGCUGGAAUAGCUCUUCCCUUCUGGGGUAUAGAGCCGGUGAAUGGGAGAGACUUCUAGAAGUGAAGAAGUGAUGCUUGAAGCAUUCUGUUAUGGACUGUAAUUUUUCUCACCCAAGGAGUUCAGGACUUAGAGCAUGUCUCCAGAGUUGUUUCCAGGCCUGUCAGCAGGACACAGCCAACUCUUGCUUUUGGCUUCUUUGUUCAAGGGUAUUAAGUGGCCUGUGACUGUUGCAGUGGGGGUACAGGGCAAGGAGAGAUGUUGGUAACCUUCAGAGCACACCUUCCGAUCUGCCCCCUAUUUCUGCUACUCAGUGGCGUGGGGAUAUACAAAGGUAUGGCUGUCAGCAGCCUAAGGAAAACAUUUGGAACAGCCACCAUAGAAUGAAGUGAGAUUUUCCUUCUUUGCUGAAACAUUAUAGAAUUUAAUUUAUGGAAAAAUGUUUCAAUGCAUUGUUUCUAAAGCAGAACAAAUAGAAAAUGUGAACGCCACAAUUUACCUAGCUUAAUUGACAUAUAGAACACGGCACUCUUAAUCAGAAGUAUACAUGUUCUUUUUUAAAAAAUAUAUUUUUAUUUCACAGGCACAGAAGCAGCGAGAUGUAUCAUCCAUUCACUGGUUCACUUCUCAGAUGCCUGCAACAGCCCAGACUGGGCCCCCAUUGUGAAUACCAGAACCUAAAUAUUUUAGCCAUCAUCUGCUGCCUUCCAAGGAAGCUGGAAAUUGAAGUGGAGCCAUGACUCCAGUGUGGGAGGCAGGUGUCCCAAGUAGUGUCUUAACCACUGUGCCAAAUGCCCCUACGUGCUCUUUUUAAUUGCAUCUGAAAACAUUUACCAGAAAUGAUUCAUCAAGCAAGCCUCAGUAUUUUUCAGAAAAAAAUUAGUAGAGUGUUCUCUGACUGUAGUGGGAUUAAGCAAGGAAAAGGAAAAUUAAUUGAAAAGUCCCUAAUUGUUCAGGCAUUAAGAAUUGUAGAUAACUCAUGGGUCAAACAAGAAGUCACAAAGGAAAUUGGAAAAUGUUUUGAAUUGGUUGAUAGUGAAGAUACAACAUGUAAAAACCUAUGGUAUACAGCUGAAGUGCUUUUUAAAAUAUAUAUGUAUGUAUAUACAUAUAUUUUUGUGUGUGUGUAUACAUAUAUUUGAAAGGCAUAGUCACAGAGAGAGAGAUCUUCCAUUAGCUGGUUUGCUCCCCAAAUGGCCACAAUGGUUAGGAAUGGGCCAAACCAAAGCUAGGAGCCUCUUCAAGUUUCCCAUGUGGGCCUUCACUGCUUUCCCAGGCAUAUUAGCAGGGAGCUGGAUUGGAAGUGGGGCAUCUAGGACUCCAACCAGUGCCCAUAUGGGAUGCCAGGAUCACAGGUGGUGGCUUUACCUGCCACGCUACAAUGCUGACCCCCAGUAAAGUGUUUUAAAAACAAACAGGGUUGACAUUUAGCCUAGCUGUUAAGAUACCCACAUUCUCUAAAUGGUACUUGGGUUCAGUACCUGACUCCAGCUUCCUGCAAGUGCAGACACUGGAGGCAAUAGUAAAGUAUCAAGUAAUUGGAUUACUGCCAUUCAUAUGGAAGACCUGAACCAAACUCCAGCCAGCCCCUGGCUUUGACCUGGCCCAGUCCCAGCUAUCAUGGGCAUUUGGGGAGCGAACCAGUGGGUGGGAACUGUGUUAUCUGUCUAUGCCCCUCAUGUGAAUAAAUUCUAGGAACUAGGUAACUUUAAAAUCUGCACAUUAAAAAAGAAAGGCUAAAUGUAAUCUUUGUCAUGUCAGAAAUAUUCAAAAAUACAAGAAAAACAUUUUCAAAAAUUAGGAAACAAAUGUACUAUAAAAUCAAUAAAAGGAAGUCAGUUCCUUGAAAACAAAAUUGGGAGCUGGCAGUGUGGCAUAGCAGGUAAAGCUGCCAUCUGCAGUGCUGGCAUCCCAUAUGGGCAUCAGUUCAGGUCCUGGCUGCUCUACUUCCAAUCCAGCUCUCUGCUAUGGCCUGGGAAAGCAGUACAAGAUUGUCCAAGUCCUUGGGCCCCUGCACCCACAUGGGAGACCCAAAAGAAGCUCCUGGCUUCAGAUGAACGCAGCUCCAGCCAUUGUGGCCAUUUGGGGAGUGAACCAGCAGAUGGAAGACCUUUCUUUCUCUGCCUAUCAAAAAAAAUUGAGAGCAGGUGCCACAGCUCACUUGGCUAAUCCUCCACCUGCAGUGCCGGCACCCCGGGUUCUAGUCCCAGUUGGGGCACUGGAUUCUGUCCCAGUAGCUCCUUUUCCAGUCCACCUCUGCUGUGGCCUGGGAAGGCAGUGGAGGAUGGCCCAAGUGCUUAGGCCCUGCACCCACAUAGGAGACCAGGAGGAAGCACCUGGCUCCUGCCUUCGGAUCAGCACAGCGCGCCAGAUGUAGCGGCCAUUUGGGGGGUGAACCAACGGAAGGAAGACCUUUUUCUCUGUCUCUCUCACUGUCUAACUCUGCCUGUCCAAAAAAAAAAAAUUGAUACCCUCUUAGCAAACUGAUCAGAAAAAAUAAAAAAACAGUAUAAGUAGAGAAAAGUACAUUACUCCUGACUUAGAGUCAUCAAUCUUAUAGAAACUUCCAGAUAAUAAAAAGGGGAAUGAAUCCCACCUAAUUCACUUUGGAAGUUGUAGAACCCAGCCGCUAAAACCUGGCAAGAACAUCACCAGGAAGAAACACCAUUUUCUUCCAUGAAAUCAUGGAAAUUCCCAGACAAAAUAAGCACAAGAUUGAUUCAUGAGAACCAGUCAAUGCAUUUCACAUAAAAGUCACACAGCUUAGAUAUUUUUAAAAGAAGAUCAGGAAUAAAACAUUCUUAAUAUGAUCUAAAAAUAUGAACAUAAACCCUACAGUAAACCUCCCAAAUAUUGGAGUCAUUCUUAAAAUGAGGACUGAGACAGGAUGUUCAUUAUCACCUCCACUUACAGGUGGCCAGGGUGAUCGAAACAAAAGUUACAAAGGGGAAAACUUGCUGACAACAUAGUCUGUCUACAUAGAUGAGCCAAAAGAACCUACUCUUAGAAUUAUUGAGUGAAUUUAGCAAGGUCACAGAAUAAAGAGUAAAAAUUUAAAAAUUACAUGUUUAUCCAAUAUAUAAAAUAGCAUAAGAAAUCAGGGACUAGAAACCUGAAAAGGUGUGCAGAACAAAACCUUUAUAUUGAAAAACGUUUUUGAGAGACAUAAAUGGAGGGAUACUAUCUUCGUGGGUCUUACCUUCUUGUUCUCUGGGGGUUUUUUAAUGCUUCCUUGUUGCCUACCUCCUCUUAAUAAGUUAGGUAGCGUAACUGGGACUCUCUUAAUUUUUGCUAGAUUAGAAGAAUGGCUAUGUACUAUCUGUUUAUUUUCACUUUGCUUGAGAGACAGAUCUCCAUGCCAAUUUACUCCCCAAAUGCUCACAACAGGGCUGGGCCGGGCCAAAGCCAGGAGCGCAAAACUCAAUCCAGGUCUCCUACAUGGGUGGCAAGGAUUCAGGUACGUGAGCUGUGACUGCUGCCUCACAGGAUACACACUGGCAAGAAGCUGAGUUGGAAGCAUAGCAGGAACUUGAACCAGGCACUUUGAUAUACGAUGUUCCAGAGUCCCAAGUGGCUUUUAACCUCAGAGCCAGACACUGUCUGCCCGUCUUAGCUCUUGGUGUUAAAUAUCCUGCCUUAAUUGUACAUGUGGCCUCAUAUUCAUGAAUUUUUAGAAAAAUACUUAUUUGAAAGGCUGCCAGAGGGAGAGGAAGAGACAGUGCUACUUACUGAUUCCCUGAAUGAUCAGAAUAGCCAGGUGUGGGCCAGGUUCAACUCCAUCCUGAUCUUCCACUUGGGCAGCAGGCUCCCAGGUGUUGGAGCCAUUCUCUGCUGUCUUCAGGGCUUUAGUAGGGAACUGUGCUAGAAAUGGAGCAGCAGGGCCGGCGCUGUGGGCCAGUGGGCUGAAGCUCCAGCCUGCAGCACCGGCAUGCUAUGUGGAUGCUGGUUCUAGUCCUGGCUGCUCUGCUUCUAAUCCAGUUCCUUGCUAACCUGCCUGGGAAAGCAGCGUAGGAUGGCGCAAGUCCUCAGGCCCCUGCACCCAUGUGGGAGCUAUGGAUCAGUUCAGCUGUGGCUGUUGCAGUCUCUUGGGAAGUGAAUCAGCAGGUGGAAGACCUCUCUCUACCUCUCUGUAACCCUGUCUUUCAAAUACCUAAAAUCUUUUAAGAGAAAAAGGAGCAUCUGAGACUUGAACUGGCAUUCCUUAUAAGGGGUGCUGAGAUUGCAGUUGGUGACUUAGCCUGCUGCACCACAGACCUGCCCCUUCAUACUCAAGAUUUUUAGAAUCCAAUAUUGAGUUGCCUUCUUGACCAUCAGGAAGAUGAGCAUUAUUUCAGAAAUUGGAGUCGUUGACUGAAGAGGUUGGGGAACUGGUCUCAGGUUUCUCAGCCUGACCAUCUCAAGAAGCAGAGACUUCAGUGCAAUGGCCUUGGCCCUGGGCGGCAGGAGGAGUGCUGGGUUUAGGUCUCCCACUUUGCUAGCUGCCGCUUCGUUUCAGUGUGGGGCUUCUAGACUAUCUGGGCACAGUUCCCAGAAAGUCGUUCUGCUGCUGCUGCCCUGAUCCGGUUUCUGAAUCUCUUAAUAAUAGACAACAGUGGGGGAAGGGCCAGGAUUGGGACAGAAAUAGGAAUUACCAAACCACACGGACAGUUCCUGUGCCUGGGGCCCUGUCUGUGCCUUCCCUGAAUCUAAUCGGAGUUCUGCAAGCCUUCUAAGGACGCGCCUUCUAAGCGCUCUUUGGGGCUUGUUAAGGUCGCCAAGUCCCUGCCCCCAAACUCAGAAUACAUGGGCCAGGGAACACUGAUGUGUUUAUGAGAACAGUGAAGCAGAAUAUUUGAGAUCUGGACUCUCCCAGAAACUCCAGGAUGAGUGAUAAUACCCCUUAGAGAUCACCCAGAAGGGAAGCAUUGGCUGGUGCAAAUAGUGACCUGAAAACAGGCAAAUGAUAUACAAUCAUGGAGUGCAGAAGAGGAGUGGAAUUUGGUCGACCUGGAGAAAAUGGGGAGAUGCUGAUGUUGGGAAAAUGGGAGAACAAGACAAGCAUGUGAGAUGGCGUCGAAAUCAAAUUUGAAAUUGGCACAGUUUACUCUUCGAUGCGCCUUAAUCUCCCUGUUCCCCGUGAGUGGCCUUCCUUUCAAGGCUCCCCACCCCUUGUACUUGUUUUCCGCUGUCAGAACCUGCUCUCAGGGUAUGCUCAGUGCAGACUAGGUAGAAAUGAUUUAAAACCAUUAAGGCCUCAAGAAUUACCAGUUGGAAAAAUGUGAAACCCUUUUAUUAUAAAAUACAACAGAUACAGAAGCCUACAUAAAGAGAAGAUGUAGCCUUUCAUGGCCACUCAGACUCAAAAAAGAAAGCAUGCAACUUAGUUUUUGUGAAGACCCUGUUAGCCCUCAGGACUAGAAACAACAUGGCUAGCCACUCCAGAAGCAAGCUGCGUGCCCCAGCCCAUCACAACUUCCUGUUACCGGAAAUAACCACCCAUCCAGAUUUUUAUGGUCAUCACUUAGAAGGGGUUUAUUUUAAUGGAACAAAAGAUUUAGCUGUAAGUAAUCACUAAUGGUGAAACACUGGGUCAUUGAGGGGGCAUUUGGAGGAGCUGGUAGAGGCAGCCAGAUCUCUACACUUAAAUCAUGCAGUUUCACACAGUUGGUUGCCUCUGCCUAGGGUUAAGGUACACCUCACUGGAAAAGGAUCCCACAGAAGACCAAGUACAGGAUUGUGCCCUGUGCCCUCAGCUGUCUUACUCGUCCCGAUGCAGAAAGAGCCAUAUCCUACAGUCUUCCCAAAGCAGAACAAGAGUAAGGUCCGCCUCACAGUGUGUGGGAGUUGUGAGCAGCCGGCCGUCUGCUGCAGUGCCCACCAGUGAGCCCAGGACUUUGCCUGAAUUUGAGGGGCUCAGAUCCUCACUGUGAGGGAGAGUCUAAUAAAGCCUUUCCCAGUCCCUAAUCCCUCUCCCCAUUUGGUCCCCUUUGCUCAGUCUUCGCUUCCGUCUCAGCUGUCUGUUUUCCCGGUAGGCAGCACAUGACCUGUGUAGCCAAGCGAGUGUCUUUCCAGCCUGUUGGUGCUGCUCUGUGCUGCAGACUCUCACACUAGGAGUCUGCUUCAUCUCUCCACGCCUUUGUAAACAUGCACGUAUGUCCUAGCCCUGAGGAAGCGCUUGUCAAGAGAAUGCAUGUGAAGAAAGAGCAGGGCAAGCACUUGGCUUCGCAGCUCUGCCACCGGUUGGGAUGCCCGUGUCCCACAUCAGAGUGCCUGGGUUUGAUACCUGUUUCCAGUUCCUGAGCCCACGUUCCUGCUCAUGCAAACACCAGGAGACAUGGGUGAUGGUUCGAGUAGUUUGGGUCCAUGCCACCAACAAGGGCAACCCGGCAUGAGUUUCCAGCUCCUGGCUUCAGCCAAGCCCACCCUGGCCGUUGCAAGCAUUUAGGGAGAGAACCAGCAGAUGAGAGGUCUCUCUCUGUCUUGCUCUUGCUAUCUCAAAAAUUUUUACAAAAAGAAAUGACUUGUUUCACACAUUCACACAUGCUUUCCUUCACUAUUUAGCGAGUGCCUAAAAUAGAUAGCACUGGUCCCGCUACACCUUCAGGUCAUCAUUUCCUCUCCUCCCUUUCUCCCCAUCUUCCCGCUUUGCCAUCCUUUCAUUCGUCCUUCCACUGUGUCACAGAGCUAGGCUCCGAGGCGGAGACCCAGGAGCAAGCCGGUGGAAAUAGACACUGUGGAAAGGAGCCAGCUAAAAUGAGGGCAGAGACAGCUACCGCGUGCAGAGCCUGAGCAGAGUGAGAAGCAGUGAUUCCAGCAGUUCUGCUACUCAAGACACUGCGGGAUUGGGGUCAUCGAAGGGGGGACCGCCAAGAGGAAGGGCAGCCUGGAUGCAUGCUGGCCAACCCGUCAAGACAUUCUGUCUCCCUAAUCCUCUGCUCACCCCACCCCACCCCCUGCCUCCCACUGACCAGUGUCCUGGGCCUUUAAGAGUUGGAUGGGCUGGACUGAGGAGAGCGCUCACACUUCUCCCCACCCUAGCUCUUGCCUUCGCUCUAACUGCCAGUCAGCAGCACACUGCAGGGGAAGGGGAGAGAAGCAGGCGACUGCACAGGAGAAAAGGCACACAGGAACCAGGCUGGGCUUCCUCACCCCGCAGCGGACAGCACCGCAGAGCUCACUCAGGAGGCCUGGCUCUCACACACGGGACUGCUCACCUGCCCACGAUUCCAGAAGAGGCCGAGGAAUCCUUAUUGUUAAGACACUCUCCAGGGGUCAUUGAAGUUGCCAGGAACUUCUGGACUAGGUGCACUAAACAGAAGAGCCUCCAAACUGACGUUCUGGGAGCUGUGACCUGACACCAGAGCCAUUCUGUCCUUUUAUAUGAGCCAGGUGACUCUGGCAGCAGCUGGUGGAGCACUGGGUGAUGUUGUCCAUGCUGCAAGACCGGCUGUGCACCGAUCAGGACCUGCUGAUGAUGCAGGAGGGCACGACGAUGCGCAAGGUGAGGUCCAAAUCCUGGAAGAAGCUGAGACACUUCAGACUCCAGAAUGACGGCAUGACAGUCUGGCACAUGCGGCAGCCCGGUGGCAGCGCUAAACCCAGCUUUUCCAUCUCUGAUGUGGAGACGGUGCGGAAGGGCCACGACUCUGAGUUGCUGCGCAGCCUGGCAGAGGACUUUCCGCUGGAGCAGGGCUUCACCGUCGUCUUCCAUGGUCGUCGCUCCAACCUGGACGUGGUGGCCAGCAGUGCUGAGGAGGCCCAGGUGUGGAUGCAAGGGCUUCAGCUGUUGGUGGACCUCGUCACCAGCAUGGACCAACAGGAGCGACUGGACCAAUGGCUGAGUGAUUGGUUCCAGCGUGGAGACAAAAACCAGGACGGGAGAAUGAGUUUCCAAGAAGUUCAGCGGUUACUGCACCUGAUGAACGUGGAGAUGGACCAAGACUAUGCCUUCAGUCUUUUUCAGGCGGCGGACACAUCUCAGUCUGGGACUCUGGAAGGAGAAGAGUUUGUGCAGUUCUAUAAGGCCUUGACCAAGCGUACUGAAGUGCAGGAACUGUUUGAAAACUUUUCAGCUGACGGGCAGAAGCUGACCCUGCUGGAAUUCGUGGAUUUCCUUCGAGAAGACCAGAAAGAAGUAGGCCACGCCCCCGACCUUGCCCUGGAACUCAUCGAUCGCUAUGAGCCUUCAGCCAGUGGCAAGCUGCGGCACGUGCUGAGCAUGGACGGCUUCCUCAACUACCUGUGCUCCAGGGAUGGGGCCAUCUUCAACCCAGACUGCCUCCCCAUCUACCAGGACAUGACCCGGCCCCUGAGCCACUACUUCAUCAACUCCUCCCACAACACCUACCUGGUGGGAGACCAGCUGUGCGGCCAGAGCAGCGUCGAGGGAUACAUCCGGGCCCUGAAGCGGGGCUGCCGCUGCGUGGAGGUGGAUGUGUGGGACGGACCCAACGGGGAGCCCAUCGUUUACCACGGACACACCCUGACCUCCCGCAUCUUGUUCAAGGACGUCCUGGCCGCAGUAGCACAGUACGCCUUCCAGACGUCCGACUACCCUGUCAUCUUGUCCCUGGAGAACCACUGCAGCUGGGAGCAGCAGCAGAGCAUGGCGCGCCACCUGACCGAAAUCCUGGGCGAGCAACUGCUCAGCACCGCCCUGGACACGCCGCUGCCCACUGAGCUGCCCUCGCCCGAGGACCUUCGAGGGAAGAUCCUGGUGAAGGGGAAGAAGUUGACACUGGAGGAGGAACUUGAGGACAAGGAAGAGGCAGAGAGUGUGCUGGAAACAGGGCAGGGGUCGGAGCUGGAGACCAACUGCCACUCUGAGAUUGAGCUGCCCCCCAAGAAGAACAGGAAGGGGAAGAAGGCUGCGCUGUGCCCGUCGUUUUGUCCUGCUGUCUGUUGUCAGAGUGAGGCGCAGGCUGCUGUUUGCGAUCCUGGGGCCCCUCCCGUGUCCGAGCAGAAAUCCAAGCCCAUCCUGUGUCCGGACCUGUCGGCCCUGGUUGUCUACUUGCAAUCCGUCUCCUUCCACAGCUUCACGCACUCCAAGGAGAACUACCACUUCUAUGAGAUGUCGUCCUUCUCGGAAAGCAAGGCCAGGAACCUCAUCAAGGACGCCGGCAAUGAGUUUGUGCAGCACAAUGCCUGGCAGUUAAGCCGUGUGUACCCCAGUGGCCUGAGGACGGACUCAUCCAACUACAACCCCCAGGAACUCUGGAACGCUGGCUGCCAGAUGGUGGCUAUGAACAUGCAGACUGCGGGGCUGGAAAUGGACAUCUGUGAUGGGCUCUUCCACCAGAACGGCGGCUGUGGCUACGUGCUGAAGCCCGAAUUCCUGCGUGAUACCCGGAGUUCCUUCCACCCAGAGAGGCCCAUCAGCCCACUCAAGGCCCAGACCCUCUUAGUCCAGGUGAUCAGUGGUCAGCAACUCCCUAAAGUGAAUGAGAACAAAGAGAAAUCCAUCGUGGAUCCACUGGUCAAAGUGGAGAUCUUUGGCGUCCGUGCAGAUACAACCCGGCAAGAGACCAGCUACGUGGAGAACAAUGGUUUCAAUCCUUACUGGGGGCAGACGCUGUGCUUCCGGGUCCUGGUGCCUGAACUCGCCAUGGUGCGUUUUGUGGUCAAGGAUUACAACUGGAAAUCCCGACACGACUUCAUUGGUCAGUACACCCUGCCCUGGACCUGCAUGCAGCAAGCCGUCCUCCUGGCCCUCCCCAGGCUACCGCCACAUACACCUGCUCUCCAGGGACGGCACCAGCCUCCACCCAGCGUCCAUCUUCGUCUACAUCUGCAUCCUGGAAGGCGUGGAAUCCUGAGCGGGACACGUCAUGGCCAGAGUGGGCGCACUCCCAGACCCGGAUCCAUGACGAAUCUCUGGUGCAAAGGCAGAUUGCAAGUAGAAAGCCAGGGAGGGGCCUGCGGCAGAGAGACCUGAAGACGCACUACCCGCUCCAGCCGACUUGCUCACAGCUCAGCGUCAAAGGCAAGACAGAUCAAGGCUGCAGUCUCCCCGAGCAGCCUGGAGGGGACUUCACCCCAGGGCUGUACCGUGACUCUCAGGAGUCCCCGCUGGACUGCUCCCCCUUAGCUCCACUGGUAUUAAUAAGAGCUUCUCUCUCCA